This is a messenger RNA of Vitrella brassicaformis, 2621 nucleotides long. NCBI's taxonomy places the organism in Eukaryota, Vitrellaceae. The record is from the annotation of a GenBank genome assembly.
UCACCCCAAACACGCCAAUCUGCACACAGCACACACGCAUUGCAGACAGACAAGACACGGACACACCGCAUCCAUCCACAACUCAGACCAGACAGCACAGAGCGCUUACCAACAGAAGAAAUCGCCAUGCAGGCGGCUCGCUGUCUGCACAGAGAUUCAGACACAGACAGACAGACAGGCAAGGGAAGGGAAGGAGGGCAAUCGGCCAAUAGGUCGGCCAUCGUCCUGCAUCGCAUGACCGUACCGUACCUUCCCCCCAGAGGUAGUUGAACGCCGCCUGUGAGUCGGGAUUCUCCUCCAGAAACUUGCUGUACGCUUUAGUGACCUCCCCCUCCAAAUCAAACACAUCCUCCUCUCCACCAUCACCAUGCUCGCCCGCCCCCUCUGCCCCUGGCCCGCUGUCGGAAGCCGCUGAACCUGCAGCUGAUCCUGCUGCUGCUGUAGCUGCUGCUUUGGCGGCAAGUUUGGCCGCCCUGUCCCGUUGCAUUUUGUGGCUCAUCUUCAUGAGCAGCAUGGCGCACUGCGCGUGGGUCUGCACGUUGUCGGGGACGCUGUAGAUGCAGUCCUUGAACACACCCAACGCACCCUAGGGAUACAUACAUUGCCAUACCACACACACACACAGGCAGUGAUGGUGCGUCCGUCUGUCUGUCUGUCUGUCUGCUGUGUGUGGGGGAGGGGGAGGGUGAUGUGCGUGCCUGUGGGUCGUUUUGUCUGAUGAGUGUUUGGCACAGGUUGAGGUAGGCCAGGUCGGCGGUGGGGUCCUCGUCAAGUACAUGACGAAAGCGCUCACUCGCCGACUCCAACUUGCCCGCACCCAAAUAGGCCGAUCCUGCAGGGCGGACAGGACAAAAGCAGAUUGAUUGACAUACAACAGACAGACAGGGUGGUUGGGGUGCUGGCUGGCCCGCUACCUAGGUUGUGGUGCGCCAUGAGGUCGUCAGGGUAGUGGGCGACGAUCUCCCGGUACAGCGAUAUGGCUUCCUCCCACUCCUCGCGAGAAUAGCGAACCUGACAGACAGACAGACAGACAGACAGACAGACAGAAGAAAGGUUGGAGGGAGGGAGGGAGGGAGGGAGGGAGGAAGCACACACACACACACACACACACGUCUGGGUGUCUUUGUCUGUCCAUCCAUCCAUCCAUCCAUCCAUCACUGUGUUGACUUGCCUGUGCGAGAUGCACUUUGGCCUGGAAAUUCGCGGGGUUGACCUUCAGACACUCGUGUAGCAGCUCCACUGACCUGCACACACGCACACACACACACGCACACACACACACGCACACACACGCACACACACACAUACAAACCCACUGCCAGCCGGCCACCGUUCCCCCCAGCUUUUCCUUACCUCUGCGUCGCGGCGAUGCGCCGCUUCAGUGCAGAAGCCUCGUCUUCGGCUGCUGCUGGCCUCUCGUCCAGUUUUGGUAUCUCUUCGCCAGUGGCGCCCUCGCCGCUGUCACCGCCCUCUGCCUCUGUGUGGGCGGUGGGGGUGUCGGGCCGGACUGCCUGGUCGAACAGAGCCAUGGCCAGCAGGUUGAGGGCGGUCUCGGACCUGCAGACAGACACAUACACACACGACACACACGCGAAUGUGGGAGUGAUGUGGUGUCUGUUUCGUGUUGAUUCAGCAUGCUUACCUGGGUUCGAACGUAAGGGCGGUCUCGUAGCUGGAAAUGGCCUUUCCGAAAUCGUUGGCCUGACAUACACACACACACACACACACACGCACACAAAUAAACAUACAGCACGUUCAGAACACCGUCACAUGUGAACAGAGUUGUGGUGCGCAUGGGUGGCUGGAUGGCCGGACGGACGCACGGACGGACGGACCUCUUGGUAAGCGAGGCCGAGGAAUUUCCACAGCCGGGCGUCCUUGGGAAGCAGCACAAGAGACCUGACACACACACAGGGGGGCAUCAAUCACAUCAACACGCACACUGAACACGCCACUGGACCCGUCGUCUCUCUCACCUCUCGUAAAACGAUAUUGCCUGCUCGAUGUUGCCCUGGUCAUACUCGAGGUUCCCCAGAAGCGUCAGCAGCCCGCCCCAACCCUUCCUCCCCUCCUGCACCGUCCCCUGGCCACCAUCACCAUCACCCCCACCCCCACCCCCACCACCGCCCUUCUGUCUGUCCAUGCGAUCGACAAACCUCCGGAGCUCAUCCCUGGCCCUUUCUAGGUCGCCUUGCUUGAUGAGGCACAGCACCAGCCACCGCAUGCUGCCGAUGUCUGACGGGUCCUUGCCCAGCGCGACGCGGCACUUCUUGAUCUGGGCGUCCAAUGCCGCGCGGUCCGCGGGCUCUGCAGCUGCUGCCGCAUCGGUGUGAUCAGGCUGAUUAUGUUGCUGAGACGGCUGGGACGGCUGUGAGCUGAGGAUAGAAACAGCAAUUGUGACACACAGAAUGGUCUGCAUUGCAUGCACUCACUACGGCAUAUAUCGACACGCACCUGGCAUCGUUGGUGUGUUCCUCGACGGUCUCGGUGACGGUGGAGAGGGCGCUGAUGUUGCCCUUCCGUGCUGACGCCUCAUCACCGCCGCCCUUGCGAUGCCUUAGACCAGACGAAUGACCAGACGACUCAUUGUCGGCCGCCGACGAUGGAUCAGACGACAUCAU